Ficedula albicollis (Collared flycatcher) is the source of this 1178-nucleotide messenger RNA. RefSeq names its product TEN1 CST complex subunit (gene TEN1). Gene Ontology annotation, cellular component: CST complex. Gene Ontology annotation, molecular function: single-stranded DNA binding; telomeric repeat DNA binding; telomerase inhibitor activity. The transcript is spliced from 4 exons. Gene Ontology annotation, biological process: negative regulation of telomere maintenance via telomerase. The record is from RefSeq and is a predicted model, not a curated record. The coding region runs from base 423 to 806 and encodes 127 amino acids. NCBI's taxonomy places the organism in Eukaryota, Metazoa, Chordata, Aves, Passeriformes, Muscicapidae.
GGGUGCAUGGAGCAGCGCCGGGAGAGCGCCCACUGACUCCAGCGGCCCGGCACGGAGUAGUUAAUUAUAUAAACAGCUCAUUAAAUGCCGUUGGAUACGCGUUAAAUGCGCUAUUUGAUGGUGCUCUGGAUCUGCGUGUAAAGGGCUGCGCUUGGGGCUGGGCUUGCCAUAAACCUCUCUGCAAGGUCUUGGCGGUGGAGGCGGCGCAUGCAUUAGGUAGCACAUUGGGUGGGCAUAGGGUAUGCCGCGAUUGGGGUAUGGCUUUUACAACCUAAAUGAUUCUACAUUAAGAAGUGCAUAAAAUGCACAAUGUGCAUCUUGCAACCAUGGCUGAUCCACCUUGCUGCACAAUGUGAUUCAGGAGCAAAACCCGAGCGCUACAGGACAGCCUUUGCCCUUCAGGAGGCCAGCCAUUGUGUGAGAUGCUGCCAGGUGCUGGUGUCUAUUACUUCCCAUGGGAGAUCGACAGCUCAGUCCCUGAGGGGAAGACUCUGAGGACAUUUGGCAGGUUGUGCCGCUAUGACCUGGCCCGAUCUGAAGCUGUUCUCACCACACAGCACAACUUGGCUCAGUACCAAGUCUGUGUUGACACCAAGUUUGUGGAGCCGUUCCAAGCCCAAGUGGGUUCUUUCUACAUGGUCCUGGGAGAGGCUGAACACAGGGAAGAAACUUCCAGUCCUGUGGUAAAAGCACGAAUAUUGACCUGCGUGGAAGGGGUGAACGUGCCUCUGCUGGAACAAGCCAUACAGGAGCAGAGGAAAUACUUCAGUGAGAGGCAGGAGCAGAGGGAAAACAGCACAUCCUGACAGCAACUGUGAGACCAGCCACAUGCUGGUCCUUGCACUACCAUUUGCAACAAAUAUGUUUAAUUUAAAUUAGGAGGUGUGUUUGCUGUGGCAAGCACUAAAGUCACUCAGCAGGGAAACACUUGAAGACUCUGAGUCAAUGUAUGUGACUGUGGGCUGUCCAGUCCUGCUCCAGGUGUCAUGACUGAAAAUAGCUCUGGGAAGCAGGUUUGUUGUUUAUUUGAAAGGGUGGCUAAGGAAAGAGAACACUUGGGUUAUACUGGUCCUUUCAUAAUGCACGGCAUGAAGAAGUCAGAAGAAGAAAUCUCUGAAUCUGGAGUUAAGCAGCUCACCUUUGGCAGAUGGGGGGAAAAGGGCAUUAGCACAAAGUUC